GCUCAAACUCCAAGCUUAGCCCAAAGCCGCAGUAUGUCCUAUAAUGGGUACACCCAACUGCCUAGCGGUAGCAUCGACUACGAGCGCCGCCAGCAACAGGUGGUGGCCAACACCUACGAUGUCCUGCAGCGCACGACCGAAAGCAUCCAGCGUUCUAAUCAGGUGGCCAUUGAGACGGAAAACAUAGGAACUGGGGUGCUCGGAGAACUCGGUGAACAGCGUGAAUCUCUGCUGCGCACCACACGCCGCCUGGAGGAUGCCGAUCAGGAAUUGUCAAAGUCACGGAUCAUCAUACGCAAGCUGAGUCGGGAAGUUGUUUACAACAAGAUUGUUUUGAUAUUAAUUAUCAUUCUGGAGGUGGCCAUACUCAUCGGCCUGCUGGUUUUGAAGUUUGCCCAUCUGUGAAGGACGGGCGGCAUCAAUCGAAUUAUUAUUCCAAAGUUGAGAUCUAUGCGUGGUGGAUAUGGACUUUUAUUAAAUAUGUUUAUUUUUUUCUUCUAACAUUCAUGUUAAACCCAUGCCUUAGACAUAUAGAGUUAAGUUACUAUAAAUCGUUUAUGAUCGAUAUUAAUAAAACACAGCUAAAAGUUA
Messenger RNA from Drosophila virilis, 591 nucleotides. RefSeq names its product Vesicle transport through interaction with t-SNAREs 1b (gene Vti1b). Lineage: Eukaryota; Metazoa; Arthropoda; Insecta; Diptera; Drosophilidae. The record is from RefSeq and is a predicted model, not a curated record. Gene Ontology annotation, biological process: retrograde transport, endosome to Golgi; regulation of protein localization to plasma membrane; intra-Golgi vesicle-mediated transport. Gene Ontology annotation, molecular function: SNARE binding; SNAP receptor activity. Gene Ontology annotation, cellular component: endoplasmic reticulum membrane; Golgi apparatus; ER to Golgi transport vesicle membrane.